Pseudovirgaria hyperparasitica is the source of this 676-nucleotide messenger RNA. RefSeq lists its product as uncharacterized. Lineage: Eukaryota; Fungi; Ascomycota; Dothideomycetes; Acrospermales; Acrospermaceae. The transcript has a single exon. Bases 209 to 394 code for a protein of 61 amino acids. The record is from RefSeq and is a predicted model, not a curated record.
UCAUCUAUCCAUUAUAGCAGACAGUAUUACGAAGUAGCGUGUCGUGAACAUAGGUUUCUGCCAUCGCCAUGUCUCCUCCAAGUCAUCCCUUACCAACAUGGAAACCUCACAGCAGCGUCGUUAUAAUUAGCUGACAAUCCCAGAUCCAGUCAAAUCUGCUGCACACACACACCUCUAGACAUACAUACACAUCCACAUACACAACGCCAUGCACGCACGCACGCACGCACGGCAUUCUCGACCCCAGUCAGGGGUCGAUGCGGACAAUCCACUGCACCUCCACCUACCUCCUCCACCCCGACCUCGACCUCCAUCUCCAGCACAGCACGCACGCGCCAGGUGGUGCCAGCAAGCACAGCAAGCCUCCGAACAAGACGAACAGGCAGAUAUAUAGACAGGACAGUCGUACGAAGAAUGUGAUACUUACUAGUAGACCUUUUCUGGGGUCUGAUACUAGCGGGAUUAUGCGCCAAGAGGGGGGUGAGACGACGGGGUUCUUGGAGAAACGGGUUAGGUAGUAUUGCGUUGUUGUCUUGAGUGAAUGAAUGAAUGAAUGAAUUAAUGACUUAAUGAAGUUGCGUAUGUAUUGACGACCGAGGACUUGACGAGGCUAGAAUAUUCCAAGAAAGGGGAGGGAGGAGGCUGGGCGGUUGGUUCUAGGGCGAGUAUACUGUAC